Papaver somniferum (opium poppy) is the source of this 1970-nucleotide messenger RNA. RefSeq names its product O-fucosyltransferase 20-like. Lineage: Eukaryota; Viridiplantae; Streptophyta; Magnoliopsida; Ranunculales; Papaveraceae. The transcript has 6 exons. Gene Ontology annotation, cellular component: cytoplasm. The record is from RefSeq and is a predicted model, not a curated record. The coding region runs from base 178 to 1767 and encodes 529 amino acids.
UAAAAAACUAAUACAGCGGUUGGUAGAAAACCAAACAUCCACCCUCUCUCUAGCUAGGUCUCCCUUCUCUUUGAUGUUCUUCAUUUAUUUCUUAUACAAAGCUUUCCAUCCUCUUCAUCAUUUUCUUUUUCUUGUAUCUUUUUCUUCUUCCUUCUCGUUUGGAAAGCCAUUACCACUAUGAAAAACCAUAACUCAAACAAAGUAUCUUACAUUUUAGUAGCCGAUAGAAUAUCCAUUCUCUUCAAACCUCUGCGAAAACUCACAAAUAGUUCAAUGAUCCUCAAUAUGUUAUUCAGAGUUAGACCUCAAAAAUCAAGAUAUUUCCUUCUAUUCCUAGCAAUAUGCACUAGCUUUAGUGUGUUCAUGAUAAGUUAUCCAAUUGUUUCUUGUAUUUCUGAUCAUAAGCACUCACUUAUUCAUAUCAACCGAAAAUUCAAUCAACGUGAUACAUUUAUCAACUUAAGCACCGGCACCACCGAAGAAAUAUGGAAGCAACCGGAUGGGUUGGGAUAUCGUCCAUGUUUAAACUUUAGUCAAAAUUACUCUAGCAGUAGUAUUAGCAGCGGGAUAAAGAAUCGUUUCUUAAUGGUUGUUGUUUCGGGAGGAUUGAAUCAACAAAAGAAUCAGAUUAUCGAUGCUGUUGUUAUUGCUAGAAUUCUUCAAGCAACAUUGAUCGUUCCUAUAUUUCAUGUCAAUGCGGUUUGGGGCGACGAAAGUGAAUUUUCUGAUAUAUUUGAUGAAAGAAACUUUAAGGAAACACUUAAAGAAGACGUGCAUAUACUUUCGUCAUUACCGUCUACUUACAUUUCCAAGCGACCAGUUCGAGCUCCAAUACCAUCAAAUGUGAGUGAAGAUAUGGUCCGAACUCUAUUAACGAAAGAGUUUAAUAAACAUACAGUAUUGCUUAUCCGUCGCUUCGACUCAAAACUAUCUAAAAUCCUCAAUCCGGAUUUACAGAAGCUUCGUUGCAAGGUAGCAUUUCAUGCACUGAAGUUCAAACCAUGGAUUGAAAACUUGGGAAAGAAGCUUGCAAUGAGGAUGUCAGCGGGACAUCCAUAUAUCGCAUUGCACCUCCGUCUAGAGAAGGAUGUAUGGGUAAGGACUGGUUGCCUUCCGGGGUUAGGGAAGGAUGCAGAUGAAAUGAUCGUAUCAGAACGAGUGUCGCACCCAGAACUCCUUACAGGUCGUUCCAAUAAUAUCACUUUCAGAGAGCGGUACAUGGCUGGUCUUUGUCCCCUCAAUGCCGUUGAAACAACUAGGUUACUGAAGGCUUUUGGUGCAUCUAGCAACACAAGGAUCUAUUGGGCUGGAGGAACUCCCUUUGGAGGGGAAAACGCCCUUGAACCAAUCCGGAAGCAAUUUCCUCACUUCACGAACAAAUGGGCACUUGCAGAUGGAGACGAGCUCCAACACUUCAGAAACAAAUCAUCGAUUCUAGCUGCUUUGGAUUACAUUGUUUGCAUCAAUAGCGAUGCCUUCAUGGCUAACCAUGGUGGCAACAUGGCUAGAACAAUUCAGGGACAUAGGGCGUAUUUCGGACAUAAGAAAUACAUAACACCAAAUAAGAAGAAGCUAGUUCGGUUGUUCAUGGACAAUAAUAACAAUCAAAUGAAUGAGAAGGAGAUUGAUGAUAGAAUAAAGAAAAUGCAUAUGGAUUCCAUGGGAUCUCCAGUUCUAAUCAAAACAAGCAAGUCUCAUAUGGAUGUGACGGCUUAUCCUGCACCAGCUUGCAUGUGUUCAUCUAGCGUAUCACGAACAUCCAUAUAAUUCUUUCUUUGAUUUGUAUCAACAAUUUUUUUGUAUAGGAUUAACGCAAUAAUCAGCGAGUUGAAUUGGGUUUCCAAAUAAGAGUUGGCUCAAUAACAAUCUCACAGAGGUAUACUUAGUAUAGAGAUAAGCGAGUGCAAGGGGUUUACAUUUUUUGUUGCAACUUGAUCCUGCUAUAUGAUAUGUAUAUCAAGGCAUGUUUA